Messenger RNA from Acanthamoeba castellanii str. Neff, 4935 nucleotides. RefSeq names its product serine/threonine protein kinase, putative. Gene Ontology annotation, biological process: protein phosphorylation. Bases 1 to 4935 code for a protein of 1644 amino acids. The record is from RefSeq and is a predicted model, not a curated record. Gene Ontology annotation, molecular function: ATP binding; protein kinase activity. Lineage: Eukaryota; Discosea; Longamoebia; Acanthamoebidae. The transcript is spliced from 2 exons.
AUGGGGCACCAGGGCCUCUUCGUCCUGGCCGUCGUGUUGGCCCUUUUUUUCACUCUCCAGGCCGCGCAGGGCCUGGUCCUGGUGGGCUCUGGACCCUUCCACGCUGCGCUCUUCGAGCGCUUGUCGACCGACUACGCCUUCCAGCGCGAUGACGUCAAGCUGGCCUACUCUCUGGCCCCCCCGGCCGACACCUGCCAAGCCCUCGCCCUCUACGACCAGGGCCUGGUCGAUUUUGUGUCGACUUCGUACCCCAUGGCCACCGACGACGCCUGUGGCCCCCCCGGCGGCACCCCCUACAACAGCUCCACCGACGCGCUGGUCCAGGUGCCCGUCGCCGCCACCGCCGUCGCGCUCGGCUACCGGCUCGACGCGCUCAACACGGGCAACGAGACUGAGCUGGUCCUCAGCGCCGCCAUUCUCGUGGGCAUUCUGAACGGUACCGUCACCCAUUGGGACCACCCGCUCGUAACGGGUCUCAACCCGACGUUGCUGGGUGGCUUCGCCGGACCCAUCACGCUGGUCUACUCGUCCCGGCGCAACAGCCCCGGCAACAUCGGCGAUGUGCUGGAAGCGGCCCUGCGCUCGGCCAGCCCGGCCUUUGGCGCGUGGCUCGACUCGUCGUACGGCGGCAACCUCACGUUGGCCCUCGCCGCGUGCCCGGCCGCGGUCGAAGCGGCCGACCCGGUGGGUUCGGUAAAUGCCACCGACGGCGCCAUCACCUACUGCCCCAUCGAGGAGGCCAGCAAGAGGGGCCUCCCGCACGCGUCGAUGAUGAACCGCGCGGGCUACAAGGUCAAGGCCAACGCGGCAUCGGUGGCCGCGGCCAUGGGCACCCUCGCCGCCAAUGCGACGAUGACGCAGAAGCUGUCGAUCGUCAACACGGCCGCCAACGGGUCGUGGCCGCUGGCCAACAUGGUACUGGCCACGAUGCGGCUUAACCGCCGGCUGGUGGAGAAGAAGGUGGACUGCCUCUACAUCCGCGAGACCCUCUCCUUUCUGAGCUGGUCGCAGAUCAACAGCGCCGCUGCGGGGUCGGCCGGCCAGCUGGGCUUCUACGCGCUGUCGUUCGGCUACAAGCGGCUGGGGACCAAUCUUCUGCAGAGCGUGCUGUGCAACGGCGUGCCGGCGGUGGGCAAGGGCAUCCUGUUCGGCAACGGGUCGCCCAACGAGGUCUACCAGACGCUGACGCAGUCGUUCAGCAGCAAUUCGUUCAGCCUCAAGUACUUCGGGAGCACGACGGCGGGCGGCAUCGCGGCGCUCAAGGCCCGCGAGGCCGACUUUGCCAUCAUCUCGACGGCGCUGUCGCCGGCCGAUCAGCUGGCGAUGCCCCACGUGAAGCCGGUGCCGUUCACGGCCAUGGCCAUCGCGCCGGCCUACAACAUCCCGGCCAUCUCGGGCCUGGCCUCGCUGGUGCUCUCCAUGGAGGUCAUCUCCGACAUCUACAUGGACCGCAUCACCAAGUGGAACCACCCGGACAUCGUCGCGCUCAACCCGCUCCUCAACGGCUCGCUGCCCAACGCCGACAUCCGGCUCAUCUACCAGUCCACCUUCAGCACCAUCACCUACAUCUACUCUCGCGCCCUGUCCCUCGUCGUGCCCGAGUUCAGCCAGAACAUCAACUGGGGCUACACGAUCGACUUCCCGGCCGCGGACAACCCCAACACCGUGGGCGUGGACAGCCUCGACGUCAUGCAGGUGGUGCAGGACACGCCCAACUCGCUCGCCAUGUGGACCUCCAACUACGACGCCAAGGAGCGCCAGGCCAAGCCUGCGAGCAUGAUCAACCGCGACGGCGAGACCGUAGCGGUGAGCCAGGACACCAUGGCCUCGUCUAUCAACGCCCUCAUCGCCGAGAGCCCCGUCGAGAUCUUCUGGGCGCCCGGCCCCAACAGCUGGCCCAUCCUCACCGUCAACUCGCUCCUGCUGGACACCCGCCAGCAGGGCGACUGCGCCCGGCUCGAGUCCCUCGUCGAGUGGCUCUACUGGAGCCAGACCUCGGCCGACGCCCUGGGCACCAUCUUCGCGUCGGGCCUGGGCGUGCCCUCGGCCUCGGGUCCCUUCGUCAAGGCCAUGCUCCUCAACUACGUCGCCGACAUCAAGUGCGACGACGAGCCUGUGAGCGCGCUGGCCGGCUGCAUCCACAACGGCACCCUGUGCUCGGACAUGGGCAGCUGCAUCCAGGGCAGCUGCUUCUGCGACGAGGGCCGCACGGGCGCGUGGUGCGAGGAGUGGAAGCAGGACUCGUCGUCCGCCGACACGGUCCUCAUCGUGCUGCUGAGCGUGAUCAUACCGCUGGCGCUGCUGCUGCUCCUGGUGCUGGCCCUGGUGGUGGUCUUCGUCUGCUGGCAGCAGCGGCGGCGGAACAACGCCCAGGAGGACUGGCAGAUCCUGCCCGAGAUGCUCGAGUUCGGCGAGUCGCUGGGCAACGGCAGCUACGGCGAGGUGCACAAGGCCAUGUGGAAGGGCACCGAGGUGGCGGUCAAGGUGAUCAAGCGCGCCGACGUGACGCGCGAGAUGGAGGCCAGCUUCAAGGACGAGGCGCGCACCAUGGCCCGGCUGCGGCACCCCAACGUGGUCCUCUUCAUGGCCGCCUGCACCAAGCCUCCCAACAUGUGCAUUGUCAUGGAGGAUCUGAUCCACAACGAGCUGGUGGCGAGCAUCCCGCCCAAGCUCAAGGUCAAGAUCCUGUACCAGGCGGCCAAGGGCAUGCACUUCCUCCACUCGUCGGGCAUCGUGCAUCGCGACCUCAAGUCGCUCAAUCUGCUGCUCGACAACAAGUGGAACGUCAAGGUGGGCGACUUCGGGCUCACCGCCUUCAAGGACUCGCUGGGCAAGGGCGCCGACACCGUGGCGCAGGGCACCAUUCACUGGUCGGCCCCCGAGGUGCUCUCUGAGGAUCCCAACGUCGACCACUCGCUCGCCGACGUCUACUCGUUCGGCGUCGUCAUGUGGGAGCUCGUCACGCGGGCCUACCCUUACACCGGCCUCAGCCCCGCCCAGAUCGCCGUCUCCGUCAUCCGCGAUCAGCUGCGCCCGUCGGCCCUGCACAAGUACGGCUAUCUGAGCGUUGAGGAGCAGAGGCUCGUGGAGAUCCUGGAGCGCUGCUGGAGCCAGGACUACACCAUGCGACCCACGUUCCUCGAGAUCAUGACCCAGCUGGCCGACCUGAGCAAGGAGGCCGGCGCGGGCACGAGCCGCAGCAGCAGCAGCAGCACCACCCACUCGACCCUGAUGGCCGGCUACGAUAGCAACCUGACCACCACCGGCCUGGGCGACACGAUCUCGAUGUCGUCGAGCAGCAAGAACGAGCGCUCGACGUCCACAAACGGCGAUGAUGAUGUCGGCCUGCCGGUCGUGGCCGGCCGAAUGGGCGGCGGCGGUGGAGAGGCGGCAGCCAAGGCGCCGCUGUCGGUGCCCCGAACCGACGUGUCGUUCGUAGUGUGCGACCUCCGGCGGUUCGCCGAGGUGUGGCACGCCGACGCGGACGUGGCCAGCGACGCGAUCGCGGCCUACAUGCGGAUCAUCCGUCGUCGGGCCGGCGAGCACCGCGGCCACCUCUUCUCCCCGUCGCAGCUCAACAGCGGCGGAACCUGCAUGCUGGCCUUCCACUCGCCCAGCGCGGCCGUGGCCUUCGCUGUCGCUGUGCAGACCGACGCCCUGCAGCACGACACGCUCGAGGGCCGCUCGCGGGUGGGCAUUUCCGUCAAGCGAGGCCAGUGCCGCGCGCCUCCGGACGACUUCCUCAAGACAAGCUACGUCGACAAGGACUACAAGGAGGCCUGCAUGGUCUGCGCGCACUGCGCCCCGCAGCGCAUCGAGUGCUCGAAGGAGUUCGUGCAGUUGGCCCGUGAGACUGAGGCGUCGCUUUCGUUCUCUGAGCGCGGCGCCUACGCGCGCGUGCUCUUCGGCCAGGCAGCAGAGAACGAAGAUGACGACGAACCGAACGAAAAUGAUGAUGACGACGACGACGACGACGACUGCGGCAACGAGGGCUCGACGGCCAUGUUCGACUGGGGCGGCUCGGCGUACGCGAUGGACGGCCUAUGCACGUCCAACUCGUGCAGCUUCAUCAUCGACCCGAAAAAGCUGUCGACCAACGAGAAGGACAGCAUCGGCGAGGGCACCUACGGCCGCGUGUACACGGGCAGCUACCUGGGCACCGCCGUCGCGAUCAAGACCCUCUUCGGCACCCAGAUCAACGACGCGGCCAUGCUGGGCAUACGGCGCGAGGCCGCCAUCCUGUCCGACCUGGACCACCCGCACAUCGUCAAGCUCAUCGGCCUCUCGCACUCGAGCGCAGGCACGUGCCUGGUGAUGGAGCUGAUGCCAAAGGGCAGCCUCGAGCAGCUGCUGUACGGCGGCAAGGCCAAGGCUCUGCGGUAUGAGGACAAGAUGCGGAUACUUCGCGACACGGCUCUGGGCCUGGGCUUCCUGCACGAGCGGGGCAUCGUGCACCGGGACAUCAAGCCCUCCAACCUGCUCAUCGACAGCAACGGGGCCGUCAAGGUGGGCGACUUCGGCUUUGCCACAACCAAGCUCGACACCAUGACGCGAUGCGGCAGCCCCGUGUGGAUGGCCCCCGAGACCCUGGCCGCCCCUCUGUCCACCGCGGAAGACCAACCGGCCGCCAAGGAGGAGGGCUUCCGAUACGACGCCAAGGCCGACGUGUACUCGUUCGGUAUCGUCAUGUGGCAGGUGCUGACUCAGAAGCGGCCCUACGAGGCUCCCAACGGCGGCGAGAAGCCCUUCUACCAGCUCAUCCAGGAGAUCACCCGCGGCGUGCGCCCCACGAUUCCCGGCGACUGCCCCGACCACUUCGGCAAGAUGCUCCAGGCCUGCUGGCACCAGAAGGCCCGCAAGAGACCGUCCAUGGACGAGCUCGUCGUGUACUUUAACGCCCAGGUCGACCCCACGGCCGCGGGAUUCUCAGUGUAG